AUGCUCCAGCUGGGGCUCUUCCCAGUCUUAGCGGCCACGGUCAAAUUCAUCCUGAUUCAGAUGAAUACAGAGGAAUGUCUGGGAAGAGCCCUCAUCCACAGUAAUGUACAUAGCCAUGACGUACUUGCGGACAAACAACCCUCCAUCCACUCCGGCGGCAGAGAAAGGAGGAACGAGCCGUGUCGGCCAGGGUACUACCGGCAUCCAAACCAAACUCACUGCUGCAUUUUGUGCCACAAAGGCACUUACGUUUCACAACACUGCGUGAGUGAAGACAAGACGCCCGACUGCACACCUUGCCCUAAGGGAUCCUUCAUGGGCCAGGGGAACUCUGCAGGAAAGUGUCGCAGCUGCCAAAACUGCCGUUCAACUUUUAAGCAGGUCAUAUUGACCAACUGCACCGGAACCCAAGACACAGUCUGCGGCUGCGCCAGCAACUACUAUCGGACGGACGACAGCUCCGAGUUCUUUUGCAAGCCCUGUAGCGCCUGCCACAACGGAACCGUCUUAAAAGAAUGUUCCACGAACAGUGACACAGUGUGUAGGUGUAACAAAGGGUUUUUUCUCCAGGCCAAGAAGAACACCUGUUCCCCGUGCAGCAGCUGUCAAGGGGAAGAGUGCAAAGAAGACUGUGAUGUCACAAACCUGAGUAUAUCACCCAGGGAUUCCUCAAACCUGAACCCUAUCCUGGUUUCCCUGAUUGUCGUCCUUGGAGUUGCGUUUCUGAUCCUGGCCAUAAGGUCGCUCCUCAAGCAGGCUUUGCGUAAGAAAUUGAUCUCUGCAUUCAGCGUAUGCCCCCCAAAGCAGCUGCCUUCACCAGCUAACCCUCAGGCUGAGGUACAAGUGACCAAUAUCCUUCAGGAAUCCAACCAGGAAGAAAUGCUGUUGCCCGCUACGGCCGUACCCGUGCAACCAAAUACACCAGGACUACCAGACUGUAUACCAGCGGCAGGAGAGACUCCGAUUCCAGACUGUCCCGCGGUUUUGUACGCCGUGGUGGAUCGCGUCCCGUUUUCCCAGUGGAAGGAAUUCGUGCGCCGCCUGGGCCUGAGCGACAACGACAUCGGCCGGAUCAAGGUGGAGGAGUGGAACAUGCGAGACGCGCAGUAUAAGAUGCUCAGGCACUGGCGGCUGCAGCUGGGCCAGCGUGCCACUGUGGAGCGCAUGAGCGGAGUCCUCAAUGAAAUGGAGCUCAGCGGCUGCAGCGAGGCGAUCCAGGACGUGCUGUCGCAGCAGGCCUAG
Messenger RNA from Euleptes europaea (tarantolino), 1242 nucleotides. Its product is annotated as tumor necrosis factor receptor superfamily member 1A-like. The record is from RefSeq and is a predicted model, not a curated record. Gene Ontology annotation, biological process: inflammatory response; signal transduction. NCBI's taxonomy places the organism in Eukaryota, Metazoa, Chordata, Lepidosauria, Squamata, Sphaerodactylidae. Bases 1 to 1242 code for a protein of 413 amino acids. The transcript is spliced from 10 exons. Gene Ontology annotation, cellular component: membrane raft; signaling receptor complex; mitochondrion. Gene Ontology annotation, molecular function: tumor necrosis factor receptor activity; tumor necrosis factor binding.